Molecule: messenger RNA, 888 nt
Organism: Lottia gigantea (owl limpet)
Lineage: Eukaryota; Metazoa; Mollusca; Gastropoda; Lottiidae
Exons: 6
Coding region: 1-888 (295 amino acids)
Molecular function (GO): molybdenum ion binding; catalytic activity; pyridoxal phosphate binding
Source: RefSeq, a predicted model, not a curated record
AUGCGAUGGAAGAGCAGUACCGAAUUUGAGAAAGUUGGUCGAGUAUCGGCAUUAUAUGUUUAUCCCGUUAAAUCAUUCGGUGGAUUGUGUGUACAGAAUGGAAAGUGUACGAAACUAGGUCUUGAAUACGGUGGCGUUAGAGACAGGCAUUGGAGUGUAGCAUUGAAAGAUGGAACCUGGCUGACUCAAAGACAGGAACCAAAAAUGGCUUUAAUCAAGACCAGUCUACACGGUGACACCAUGCAUCUCGACGCUCCUGGAAUGGAAACCAUUCAACUGCAGAUAAAUCCGGCUUUGAUGAAAUCAAACAUAAGUAAAAUCACAAUCAAAACAGAUACAGUACAGUCUUUAGAUUGUGGUGAUAAGGUAGCCGAAUGGUUGUGUCGUUACUUUAAUAGAGAUGGAUUGAGGCUACACUUCUCUGAGGCAUCACUGGAGAAAAGAGAUUCCCACAAUGCCAAGAAGAAUUGGCAACACCCAGCUCAGCCAGGAGAUUUGACAGCUUUCUCGGAUUAUUGUUCCUACAUGGUUUUAUCAAAUUCUUCAUUGAAAGCAUUGAAUCAGAAAUUAGAUAAAGAAGUUCCAAUCCUCAACUUUAGAGCCAAUAUUAUUGCUGAUAACUGUGAUGCUUUUGCUGAGGAUGAUUGGAAAGAAAUCAGAAUAGGUGAAGCUAGACUCAGAGCUUUAGAUGCUUGUACAAGAUGUAUCCUAACCACUGUAGAUCAAUCUAAAGGAGUUAAAGAUAAAAACGAAGAACCACUUGCUACGCUGAAAAAAUUCCGUUUAAAAGAACCAUAUGGUCCUAAACCAGCAUUUGGAAUUAAUUUUACUCUGGACGCACCAGGUGCGAUACAAGUUGGUGAUCCUAUUUAUGCCAUUAGACGUUAA